Pediculus humanus corporis (human body louse) is the source of this 1302-nucleotide messenger RNA. RefSeq names its product Abhydrolase domain-containing protein, putative. Gene Ontology annotation, cellular component: lipid droplet. The transcript is spliced from 8 exons. Lineage: Eukaryota; Metazoa; Arthropoda; Insecta; Psocodea; Pediculidae. Bases 1 to 1302 code for a protein of 433 amino acids. The record is from RefSeq and is a predicted model, not a curated record.
AUGGUUUUUGUUAGAUACAUUAAAGCUUCUUGCUCUUACUUGUCAUCGGGUAUUACUUAUUUCUUUGUAAAGAAAAAAACAAAGGAAGAACACAUGGCAAAUGAAGAAGUUGCACUUCAACCAGUAGAAAGUAAAAGUUGGUUUUGGUUCCUUUAUAAUUGGACUGGAGCUGAUGGGGAUAUGCUAAGAUCAGCAGAAAAAAAAAUUUUAUCAUAUCUAAAGACAGCUUAUCGUGGUAGUUAUGUUGAUAUUGGACCCAGUGUUGGCAUAUCAGAUAAAAUAUGGACCUUAUCUUUGAAUGAAGAAUCAAAAAAAACCCCAAUACUAUUAUUACAUGGAUUAGCAUCAGGAGUUGCACUGUGGGUUUUAAAUUUAGACUCUUUUGCAGCAACUAGACCAGUUUAUGCAAUUGAUGUUUUAGGAUUUGGAAGAAGUUCAAGACCUUUGUUCAGUUCGGAUGGGUUGGAAGCUGAGCAGCAGUUGGUUAGGUCAAUCGAAGCUUGGAGGAAAGAAAUGAAAUUAGAAAAAAUGAUUCUUCUAGGACACAGUAUGGGAGGAUUUUUGGCUGCUUCUUAUGCUAUUAAAUAUCCUGACAGAGUUAAACAUUUAAUUUUGGCUGAUCCAUGGGGUUUUCCUGAAAAACCAGAUGAGCACUCUCCAAAAUAUAAAUAUUCUUUAUUUAUAAGAGCAGCAGCUUAUAUUCUCCAGCCGUUUAACCCUCUGUCUACAGUUAGAGCUGCUGGACCGUUAGGUCAGUGGUUAAUUGAAAAAGCUAGACCUGAUAUUAUUAGAAAAUUUGCUCCUUUACUUCAAGAAGAUAUAGGAAUGAUUCCCCAAUAUAUUUUUCAAUGCAAUGCACAAAAACCUAGCGGUGAAAGUGCUUUUCAUGCAAUGAUGACCGGUUUUGGAUGGGCCAAACAUCCAAUAAUAAAUAGAAUGAAUUUAUUAAGGGAAGAUGUGCCCAUUACUCUAAUUUACGGGGCCAGAUCAUGGGUAGAUAGUUCCGCGAGUGACAAAAUCAAAGAAUUAAGAUCCAGUGAUUCUUACGUUAACGUCAUCGUGAUUAACGGAGCUGGCCAUCACGUGUACGCAGACAGAAGCGAAACGUUUAAUAAACAUGUAAAUGAAGCAUGCAGUAUUUCGGAUCGCAAUGCAGACGUUCCUCAAAAAAAGGAAUCAUCUUCAUCGAAUAAGAUUGAUUUACAGGAUCAAUCUUCGAAAGUCGCAUCUCCUGACAAAACUCUGUCUAACGGAGAUGAAACUACUUCGGAGCCUGCAAAUUUAUCUCUGAAAGACCCGUGA